AUGUCGAGCUCCGGCCAGUGCCCACUCUUCAGCGGCUCCCUAGCUCCAACAGUCCAAGCACCUGUCUUCCAACGGUCGGUGAAUAAUGUCGCGCCGCGGUCCACAGACUUCGGCGCAAAGAUGAGGCUGGAGGACGUCGAUGAGGUCAAUGACGAUAUCGGUCAGCUAGCGGGCAAGCAUGGUUCGUGCUCUUUGUCCGAGAGUGGAGCAGAGUGCCGUUAUCACAUCCGUCAAGCUGAGGAGAAUUCGUCUCGUCACGGUCCAAGCUCUCGGCCGUCCCCGCAGAUGGCAGCUUGGCUGUUCGGUGGAGAUAUUUGA
Molecule: messenger RNA, 318 nt
Organism: Aspergillus puulaauensis
Lineage: Eukaryota; Fungi; Ascomycota; Eurotiomycetes; Eurotiales; Aspergillaceae
Exons: 1
Coding region: 1-318 (105 amino acids)
Source: RefSeq, a predicted model, not a curated record